Molecule: messenger RNA, 1440 nt
Organism: Zerene cesonia (dogface butterfly)
Lineage: Eukaryota; Metazoa; Arthropoda; Insecta; Lepidoptera; Pieridae
Product: gastric triacylglycerol lipase-like
Exons: 1
Coding region: 16-1269 (417 amino acids)
Biological process (GO): lipid metabolic process
Molecular function (GO): hydrolase activity, acting on ester bonds
Source: RefSeq, a predicted model, not a curated record
UCGUCAGUUGAUAGGAUGGCGUCCAAAGCAUACGUUACGGUCAACGUGCUGUUAAUUUCUGUCGCCAUAAUACUCGGUAACGUGCUGCGAUUUAGAUUCUUGCCAUUCAACAAUGACACCAAGAAAUCGCUCGGCUAUCCUAAAGACAGUCUUCUUAAUUUUACUGAAUUAGCAGGGAAAUAUGGAUAUAAAUCUGAAGAGCAUACUGUGAUUACUGACGACGAUUAUGUGUUGACGAUAUUUCGGAUUUUACGUGGAAGGAAUUGUUAUGGAAGAAUAAAAGAACCACCGGUGAUUUUAAUGCAUGGCCUGCUUCAGAGUUCCGAUGCGUGGCUCGAUGCAGGACCCAACGCUGGACUGGCGUACCUACUCGCCGAUGCCUGCUAUGACAUUUGGGUAGGAAACCAGCGAGGCAACUACUACGCGCGCAGACACUUACACUACGACCCGGAUAAACACGCGCAAUUUUGGGACUUCUCUGUCGAUGAAAUAGGGUUAUACGACAUCCCUGCUACAAUCGAUUAUGUGCUUAAUCACACGAGGCUCCAGAAGUUGAAUUACAUUGGAUACUCCCAAGGCUCCGGUACGUUUUUCAUCAUGUGUUCCGAGAGGCCUGGUUACUGUGAAAAAGUGAACCUUCUCAUCGGUUUGGCUCCAGCGGCGAGGCAGACGUAUACAAAAUCCGUAAUAUAUAGGAUAGUGAGCACAGGAAUUUCGACUUUUGAGACGGCUUUGACCACGACUGGUCUUCAGGAGAUAUUUGCGAAAGGUGCGCUAGGGCAGGAGUUGCUUGGUUUUAUAUGUCAAUUCGGUUCCUUGUCAGAGCCCGUAUGCGGUACAGCAGAGGGCUUAUUUGAUUCGUUUCACCCGGGCUCCAUAACAAAUGAAACCCUAAGAGUGAUGUUUGGCCACUUUCCCGCGGGAACGUCCGUCAGAAACAUGGCCCGGUACGGACAGAGUAUGAUGACUGAUAAAUUUCAGAAGUUUGACUACGGUAAAGCGAAGAAUUUAGAGAAAUAUGGCAGCCGAGAACCUCCUAAAUAUAAUUUAAACAGUGUCACAGUGCCUAUGGUGAUAAUGUAUGGUAAAAAUGACUUCUUGGUGGACACAAAAGACAUAAAGUGGUUGGUGGAGAAUUUGCCGAAUGUGCUGAUGGUUAAACAAGUAGCAGAUCCCCUGUGGAAUCAUUUUGACAACACAUAUAGUCAGUAUAUUCACGAUUUGAUUUUUCCAACGGUUCAUCAUUAUUUGCUGAAAUUUAGCAAGUGAUGCAGCAAAAUGCAAGUUCAACAAAUUUUUUAAGGUUAUGUGAUAAUUUUUUAAUUUAUAUAUGCAUUAAUAGUUAUAAAUAUAGUGUGUUAAGGAUACGAAUCUGUGAUAAUAAAAUAAGAUUUAAAUGUAUUUCAUUUCCUUAUUUAUUUAUGUGAGACACUUCCUGUU